Messenger RNA from Cryptotermes secundus, 1628 nucleotides. RefSeq lists its product as uncharacterized. The transcript has 2 exons. NCBI's taxonomy places the organism in Eukaryota, Metazoa, Arthropoda, Insecta, Blattodea, Kalotermitidae. The annotation marks the transcript as partial. The record is from RefSeq and is a predicted model, not a curated record.
CUGCAGGGGAGGGCAACCUGACAUGCUACCAGUGCACCAGGUACAAGAACGAGGAGUGUGGCAGUGACAGCCUCUUGCCGUGUCCACCUAACAAGGACCGCUGCGUUACCCACAUCUCGGACGAUGCCCAAAAUGGUUUCACUCUCAAGAGGGAAUGUGGUCUGGGGCCAUGUGGGUUCGCGGACACCAGCGUGAAGCGCGGUCUGGGCAUGGACGUCUGUGACAGAAGCAAGGAUACAUACUUCUGUGUUUUCUGCUGCACAGAGAGUGGAUGCAACAAGGCAGGGGCAGGGACAGUUUGGCCCUCUGUCAGGCUGCUGGCAGUAAUGGCUGCAUUUGUUAUGAGUGUCAGUCUGCACAACGUGAACAGUCAGAUCAUCAAAUGAAGCAAGCUCAUACAAAUUUUUAAUUGAUUGUAAAUACCCCAUUCACUCCUUGUAUUUCUCAUAAUGGCAAUUUUUCCCACUGUUCUCAAUCUAAGAAGAGGGCUGAAUCGUCCCUUUCAUUAUAAAUAGAAGCAUACACUUACAUCAGGGGUGUCCAUCCUGUAAUACAUUACAAACUUAAAAUUUUGUAAAUUCUAUUAAUGUGGUUCCCACUGAAUCAUGAUGUUACAGCAAUAAAAAGUAUUUUUUUCUUCUUCGUCUCCUACAAUAAGCACCACUGGAUUCUCUAAACAUCCAUUUAUAAUAAUAUUAAAUAGCACCUCAUAAUCAGGAAUGAAUGGACAGCCCAAAGGGGUGUGAGUGUAAUCCAACAUAAUGCAGAUACACAUUAAAGUUGUACCAUUUUUAUGAACUAUAAACACAGAUAUAUGUAUAUACUAGUUUGAUUUGUUGCGUAAGUUAUAGCACUGGACAUACACAUCACGUGAGUAGUAAAGUUAUAGUGAACUGGAUAUGAUGAUCCAUAGAUUAGAAGAGUCUGUCCAUAAGACAGAGUAGUUGGCCCCUCUGAAAGGUUCUACCCAUCUAACAAAAUUGCACGGCAUCACACCCCAGAAGACUAUGCUCUAUAAAUUAAACCAACUUAUUAGGGAAGAAUACAUAGCUAUUUACCUUUAACGCUUUCUGAAAACCGUUAAUUUGUGGAUUGGCUUUAAGUGAUAGAUCAAUAAAAAUAAUAUACAAAGAUGUAAGUCACAAUAAAUAUUUCUAAAAUGUUCACAAGGAUCAUCAAAAUCACAUUUUCACUAUUCACAUCUUGAUUUAGGAGUGACACCUUUCUUGCUGUCCAAUUGUGUUAUAAUGAAAUGUCACAUUAUUUACAGUUAUAGUUUAGGAGUCAUAACACUUUUCAGAAUACAGCAAAUAAACACUUGAUUUUUAAUGAUCAGAAAAAUUCCAUAUAACAUAUCCUGGCAUUUAUCAAUUUAAAGUCAAAGAUUUUAUGUGACGGACAUUAGCAUGUGGAAUUGCCAUAUACACCCAGUUUACCACAACAUCAGAAUUAAUCCUUUGAGGACUAAAUGUGUUCUAAAUAAAAUAUAAGAAUUAUGUUCGUACCUCACAGGAAACACAUUAUGCCUCCGCUAUGAAGGCCAACCGGUUGAUGCUGUUUAUUGUGAUAAUCAUACACAAUGCAUAAAUACACUGUGUGGGCAGAAUGCAGAGUUCAGUUUGUACAUU